Messenger RNA from Trypanosoma cruzi, 600 nucleotides. RefSeq lists its product as uncharacterized. The record is from RefSeq and is a predicted model, not a curated record. The transcript has a single exon. The coding region runs from base 1 to 600 and encodes 199 amino acids. Lineage: Eukaryota; Euglenozoa; Kinetoplastea; Trypanosomatida; Trypanosomatidae.
AUGGAUUGGCCCUUCACGCCGUAUGCGCUUGAAUUGUCCAUCCGCGACUCCUUGCCUGGCUUGACCCCUGGUUCCGGCAGUGUAUUGAAUGCGUUUCUGCGCCAUCUUGUACCCGCUGCCCACUGCUCGCUCAGAAAGAUGACCAACACCUCUCUAACGGCAGCCUGCGAAGUUCCUGGGAAAUGGAAUACACCACUCCCAUCCGCAAACACGGGAAGGACGCAUCCGCACAGAGAGUUGUCGGCAAAUCCCGCUGCUCCCUAUGCUGCUAGGGGUGAGCGCAGGAAUGGUCCACCGCCGCCUGUCAGCACUGCUGGCACACCACCGAUGUCAGCCUGUAUCCACGCCACGACGCACGACCCCAGACGUGGUGUCGCCUGUCGGAGACGAAACGGCACGAUGGCUGAGCGAGUGCAUCGCCGCGGAGUGCGAGCGUUUCGGGUCACUACCGUAAAUGUCAAGCGUAUCAACGGGCAAAAAACGGACAAAGUACCUCUGCAAGCUCCAAUGACAACCAUAGCCCUUCAGCGACUCCGCUACUGCAACCACCACCAGCCGCUGAGCCGUCCGACGGUCCACGGGAGGCCCUGCCGCACAUGA